Molecule: messenger RNA, 1497 nt
Organism: Pelobates fuscus (common spadefoot toad)
Lineage: Eukaryota; Metazoa; Chordata; Amphibia; Anura; Pelobatidae
Gene: SH2D4B
Product: SH2 domain containing 4B
Exons: 8
Coding region: 75-1367 (430 amino acids)
Cellular component (GO): cytoplasm
Source: RefSeq, a predicted model, not a curated record
GCGUAUUUGUGGAUGGAUUAAAUACAGUUCUAUUUUAUUUUCAUUCACAAAAGGAUCACUGCAUUAGACACACAAUGUUGCAACAAAUUCUUCGAGACAUGUACAUCGAUCCAGAUCUCUUGGCUGAGCUGAAUGAAGAACAGAAACAAAUACUGUUCUAUAAGAUGAGAGAGGAGCAGAUCAAACGCUGGCAUGGAUGGGAUGCAAAUCUGGACAAGGGGGUAUCCAAGAUGAAAAUCAAAGCCAAGUUCCAACAUAAUAAUUCCAAGCACAUUCAGUGGUUACAAGGAGCAGAUGGUGACGUCUGGGUAUGGAUUAUGGGAGAAGCCCAAGGGGACAAGCCAUAUGAACUAAUAUGUGAAGAGCUCAUGGCUGAAAGAGCAAGGCAACAAGCUCAAAAAGAGGCUGAAGAACAAUGGAAGAAGAAGGAAGCUGAAAUCGAAAAGAAGUUCCGGGAUGCUAUGGCCAAAGAAAAAGCAAGGAUUGUAGCAGAAAAAUGGAAGGUAGAAAUUGAAGAUCGGAAAGCAGCCAAACAGCUGGAAAAAAAGUUUCAAGAAGAAUUAAAGAGAAGGGAAGAUGAAGAGAGAAGAAAAGAAGAAGAGCAAAUUCGUCAGAGAGAGGAACUGCGUGCAAAAGAGCUAUAUCUGAGCCUCAAGAUAGCCCAACAGCAAAAUCAAAAAAAUGAAAAUGAGGAGGAGGAGUGGAAGGAACAGUUACGCAAAUCUAAAGAAGCAGAUGAAGAUCGCACGCAUAAAGCACGCCGGGCACGCGCUGAAUAUCAUCAUCAGUCUCUACGAGCAAUACAGAAAGGAAAGGUGGCUGGGCUUAGCAAUCUUUUUCAGAGUUCCAUGUUACCUGAUGGGCAAGAACUAGGUCAGGAAAAUGUCACUGUGUAUCCACUCCUCAAACUUCACGUGCCAGUCGGGAAAUCAUGGGAAAGGCCAUCUCGUCCAAUCUCAAGGGAUAUUAUAAUUCGUUGGUUUAAAGAAGAACAAAUUCCACGACAGGCUGGCAUAGAUAAGAACACAGGUUGUGUGGCAUUAUGGUUUCAUGGGAUCAUAACUCGUGAAAUGGCUGAAGAAUUACUAAUGAACAAACUUGAAGGCUCCUUUCUUGUGCGAGUCAGUGAAAAGAUCUGGGGAUACACUCUGUCAUAUCGUCACCAGACUGGGUUUAGGCACUUUCUAGUGGACGCAUCAAGUGAUUACUACAGCUUUCUCGGUGUGGAUCCCAACAGGCAUGCAACACUCACAGACCUCGUUGACUUCCACAAGGAAGAGGUCAUCACAAGCUCUGGUGGAGAACUUCUGGUUGAGCCAUGCGGACAGGUUAAGACCCCACCUGAUUACAGCAUGUUAUUUGAAUGAUUCAUUAGGUUCCCACAAUCAAGAAGAUAAACGUAAAUCACUGGACAAUCAUAUGAAGGAUGCAUUGCAAUUUUACUCAACCUCUGAUGGGAAGAUUUUUAACAAUUCAACGUUUUCCAUAAUGAACAAC